GUGUCCUCCUACAUGCACCACCUAACACGAUCCAAUGGGUGGACAUGGAAAGAGCACAAUUCCGUAAUCAAGGCCUACUCGAAUAUCUCUGGACACCCAAACACCUGAGAUCGAAACGACAGGAUCUAUUCCCAACCACCCAGCUCACGAUGGCAGUGUGGGAUGAAUUUAUGGGAGCCACUGGAUACAACAACUCCUUCCACCCUAAAUCGCCCAUUUCAACCCUUAGAGCAACGGUACCAGACAUACCACUCCUAGACUGGCACAAGGCAGGGAUCAAACACAUAUCCCAACUGAUGACUGAAGGGAAAGUAACACCCUUCCCAACACUACAGGCACAGUGGCAACUCCCCAGCCGAGCCAUCUUUUCCUACCUACAGAGUAAAAGCGUACUAGAAGCAUACACGACAACCGCACACAACUCAAAAGGCUCACCACAGGUCACCUCACAGUUGCUCAUUGACAGAUGCUGGUCCUCACCUAACAAACCUAAAACACUCACACUGUGUUACAAAACAUGGCAAGAACUCACGCCAACAAAACCACAUCCACACAAAGCCCAAAGGGAAAAGGACUGUGACAUAACCCUAUCAGACACGGAGUGGCUACAUGUACUGAACGGGUUGUCCAAACGGACAAAGUGCUUCUCCCAUGUAGAAGCCCACAGGAAACUCAUGCACCGGUGGUACAUGACCCCACAAAGACUUCACCAGCUAUUUCCCACGAUAAGCCCGCUGUGCUGGAGAUGCAAAUCUGACCCAG
Messenger RNA from Pelobates cultripes (western spadefoot toad), 762 nucleotides. The record is from the annotation of a GenBank genome assembly. NCBI's taxonomy places the organism in Eukaryota, Metazoa, Chordata, Amphibia, Anura, Pelobatidae.